This is a messenger RNA of Pelodiscus sinensis (Chinese soft-shelled turtle), 3784 nucleotides long. It is a transcript of the gene IRAK4, whose product is annotated as interleukin 1 receptor associated kinase 4. The record is from RefSeq and is a predicted model, not a curated record. Lineage: Eukaryota; Metazoa; Chordata; Testudines; Trionychidae. Gene Ontology annotation, biological process: protein phosphorylation; signal transduction. Gene Ontology annotation, molecular function: magnesium ion binding; protein serine/threonine kinase activity; ATP binding.
GCCGCCGGGGCGUUCGGGGCCCUGCCGCUGCGGUCCUAGCGCCGGCCGAGCCUGCCAGGACACCGGGCUCGCGACCCUGAGAGGAGGCGGGGCCGGGCACGAGCCCCCUGGGUUGCGGUCCGGCCCGAUCCUGCGCCUCCCCGGCCGCUACCCGGCCCAGGGGCGGCGCUGCCCGCUUGCUUCCGGCCCAGCCGCCCGAUCCCGCGGGCCCGGGGAAAGUGCCGGGGCAGAGGGGCUCGGGAGCCGGGCCUGGUGUGCGGGACAGGGACCCCGCCAGCCUGGCGACGAGGGUGGCCGUAAGGUCACGUGGCGACGCAAGUUGGGAAGAUGAGCAAAUCCAUAACUCCUUCAACAUAUUUGCGCUCCAUUGGCUAUAAACUCAUGAUGCAACUGGCUGAUUUCAUUGAUCCCCAAGAAGGAUGGAAGAAGCUAGCAGUAGAUAUAAAAAAUCCUUCUGGUGAAAACAGAUACAAUCAAAUGCAUAUAAGGAGAUUUGAAGGGCUAAUGAAAAUGGGAAAGAGCCCCACUUGUGAAUUACUGUAUGACUGGGGAACAUCAAACUGUACAGUUGGUGAUCUUGUGGAAUUGUUGAUCAAGAAUCAGUUCCUAGCACCAGCUAGCCUUUUGCUUCCAGAUGCUGUUAGGGUGGCAAAUGAUUUUACAGUACCUUUUUCUUCACAAGAAACUAUGCCUAUACAUGAAAAACAAGUGCCUGUACAGGAAAAAAAAGUAAUAUCUAGAACGCCUCUUUUAGCUCAGAGUAAUGUGGGACAACUUUCAGCUCCUUCCUGCUUACCUCAAGAGAAUGACAAUCUGCAACUUAGUGACACAGGUUUCCACAGCUUUUGGUUCCAUGAAUUGAAAAAUGUUACGAACAACUUUGAUGAACGACCUAUAUCGGCUGGAGGUAAUAAACUGGGAGAAGGAGGCUUUGGAGUUGUGUACAAGGGCUACAUCCAUGGCAGAAUUGUGGCAGUGAAAAAACUUUCUGCUAUGGUUGAUGUAAGCAUUCAAGAUCUGAAAGAGCAGUUUGAUCAAGAAAUUAAAAUAAUGGCAAAGUGUCAACAUGAGAACUUAGUAGAACUUCUUGGUUUCUCAGGGGAUGGUGAUCAGCCUUGUCUGGUAUACGAAUACAUGCUCAAUGGUUCACUACUUGACAGACUGGCUUGUCUGGAUGACACUGCACCAAUUCCUUGGAGUACAAGGUGUAACAUUGCUCAAGGUACAGCAAAUGGCAUCAGCUUUUUACAUGAAAACAAUCAUAUUCACAGAGAUGUUAAAAGUGCAAAUAUCUUACUAAAUGAAUCAUUUAUGCCAAAAAUUUCUGACUUUGGACUUGCAAGGGCAUCUGUGAAAUUCACACAAACCAUCAUGACUGAUAGAAUUGUGGGAACAGCAGCCUACAUGGCACCUGAAGCUCUGCGUGGAGAGAUAACACCCAAAUCUGAUAUUUUCAGUUUUGGUGUGGUUUUACUGGAAAUAAUAACGGGGCUUUCACCAAUAGAUGAAAACCGUGAGCCACAAUUACUGUUAAGUAUCAAAGACGAAAUUGAAGAUGAGGAAAAGACAAUUGAAGAUUAUGUUGAUGAAAAAAUGAGUGAUUGGGAUGCCAUUUCCAUUGAAAAAAUGUAUUCAGUUGCUAGUCAGUGUCUGAGUGAAAAAAAGAACAGGAGACCAGACAUUAAGAUGGUCCAGCAGCAUCUACAAGAGAUAAGGGCCUGAUACCUGUUUCUGACCAGUUCCGUGCCAUGCCAGCAUUCCAGGCUUUUGUGGCAUAUAUGUACAAUCUUUUGUUGGCGUUUCCUCACUGUACCUUCUUCCCUUGACAACUCAGGCAAGGAACUUUCUCCAAGACUUUAUGCAUUAGUCAUUUGGAGAUGAUGUCUGAUUAAAACAAUGGGUAUCUUAGCCCCUGUAAGUCAGAAUGUCUCACUUCCAGAAGACUUUCCUUGGUUGCCUUAGAGAGCAAGAAUGCUGAGAUUCUUAUGGCAACAUAUUGUGCUUCUGCCACACCAUCUCCACUUUGUUUUCUUAAUAUAGUUCCUGACUAGAAUCCAGGCUUCUGCAGCAAUCUGGGUAACAUAGAGCUGUUACAAAGAGACAAUGGUAAAUAAAUUGAUGCCUGGUAAACUGUUUCUAAGCAGGAAGACUAGCCCUUUUCAGUUUCUACUGUAAGCAAAAACUUCAACCCCUCAACAGAAGCAUUAAAAGUCUCUCUGGGGACUGCUAGAGAACACCUUCCUAAGAAAUAUUUUCUUUCCCAUAUCCCCUGGAGCUUGUGUGCACCUGUACUACCCUCUAAAAUAUGAAAUAACAUCUCAAGCAUUUUUGCUUUAGUGGGUAGAGAAAGACAGACAAUAUCCCUUCUUGCCAACAAUGCAGUAGAAUAAUUUGAUUUAUCUGUCAAAUGUGCAUUUGUAGUCAGCUGUUCUAUAGCAUUAAUGGAUCACUCAUUUGUACGGGGGCAGCCAAGGAUUUUUACAGGUUUCUGGCACAAGAUUUUUUUUUCCAGCCCUGUUGUGCUGCUUAGUGCUCACCUGCAGCUCUAUUUUCUAUCCAUACUGCAAUUAUAACAGUAUGUUCUUUCACUCCAUUAUUGCAAAUGAUGGGUGAUUUCUACUGUUCCAUUUCAUCAGCUGAGUGGAGUCUGUAUCUCCUCAGUACACAUGGCUGAGUUCUUAUUGUCCAAUGCAAAAUAUUCCUUAUAAGUUAAAGUACUUUCUUUCUUUCAAAAGAAAGUACUAGGCUGUUUCUUUGUAAUGAAACAGAUGUAAACAUAACUAGAGGGUCUUUAGCAGAGCGUUAGAACCACUGGGUGGGAACUGAUGACAGUCAAAUUAGGCACAGUUGUAUGGUUUUGUUUUUUAACAGCAUAAGUAGCCAUUGGGACAAACUACCAUUGGAAAAUAGUGGAGUCUCCAUCUCUUGUCUUCAAAUCCAUUCCAUUCUGAAUAGUACACUUUAAGCAACCCACUUUUGAACAUUUGGCUAUGAACAUUCUGGGCUUGGUACUACUUCCUACUCUCUGCCAGAGGAGCAAUAGGCAAGGCCCCCUUCUCCUUUGGGGCAGUGGGAAUGCUGUUGUGUGUGUCACAUGCCGAUGUGGUUCAAGACAUGAGUAUAAUCUACCAUGGUUUUCUAUCUACAGAGACGAAGUGUGCUGAAAAUGGAAUAGACUGGUUAAAAAUUAGAUGUGAUUAAAAGGAUUUAAGUAUACUUACUGUUAAUAAUGACAAUGGCCUGGACCACUUAGGCCAGAAGAUGAUCCCAACUAAAACACCUAAAUGGUUUUAUUGAAUUUAGCAAAUGAAAAGGGUUUGACUCCAUAACUUUUUUCUAGACUAAUGCAAAUUAAUUGGACAGAAACUUAAUACCCACUCAGAAUUACUUGUUGCCAUUUUCAGUCACUAUUUUACUCUUUUGUAGUUCAACCAUAGAUAUUCCUAUGAGCCUGUCUAUAGAUUUAAACCAUCAAACUGGGAAUAUAGUUUUUACCUACAUACAUUUAUGCUUUUUUUUAAACAGGAAAAAAUAUUUUCAUAUAUUUUUUCCAAAUUAACUCAACUCUUCAUUUUAAAAAAUGGACUUCAACUUAGUCUAUAAAAGUCAUGCAAUACAGUUAAUAGCAGUGGGUUAUGUCAAAACAAAAUCAAGUAAUCUUAAUUCUGUAAACUAAUUAUGGAAUUAGAAUCAACUCAACAUUCAAGGGACAGAUUGCUCCAUCAAUGUUACUGAAGUAUGUACAUGCAGAGAGGGGAAUAAAGACUUCAAAAUAAAUUUUAAA